AUGAUACCUGAUCUUCUUAAAACUGCUCAAAUUGAGGGAAUUUUCAGAAGGAUGAUUGGAAUGAUAAAAGGAGUAUCAAAGCUACCCACAUACAGAAGGAAGUUUCGUCAGAUUGUUAAAGCUUUGAUUGUUCAUUCCCUGGAGAAAGACCUUUCAGGAAAGACUUUAGCUAUUCAUUUAAGGGAUGCAAUAGAUAUUUCUGAAAAGGCCUGGAUUUGGAGAAAGAACCUUCUAGAAGAUCCAGUAGGUCUAUAG
Sphenostylis stenocarpa is the source of this 255-nucleotide messenger RNA. Lineage: Eukaryota; Viridiplantae; Streptophyta; Magnoliopsida; Fabales; Fabaceae. The record is from the annotation of a GenBank genome assembly.